This is a messenger RNA of Trichoplax adhaerens, 966 nucleotides long. RefSeq lists its product as uncharacterized. The transcript is spliced from 2 exons. Gene Ontology annotation, biological process: G protein-coupled receptor signaling pathway. The record is from RefSeq and is a predicted model, not a curated record. Gene Ontology annotation, cellular component: membrane. Gene Ontology annotation, molecular function: G protein-coupled receptor activity. The coding region runs from base 1 to 966 and encodes 321 amino acids. Lineage: Eukaryota; Metazoa; Placozoa; Uniplacotomia; Trichoplacea; Trichoplacidae.
AUGGAAAGUAAAGCGUCUUUUAUACCCGUUAUAGCUAUUGUUGGGAAUCUGUUUUAUUUGAUUACUCUGUAUAAGAAUCCUAGUUUACAAAAUCGAAUCAAUAACAAUUUUAUUGGGAACUUAGCAGCUGCUGAUUUAUUAACUGGUUUAUUGGCUAUUCCAAUGGUUCUAACAGUAAUCAUUAUGGGAUCGUCUGUACCUUCUACCAUAUGUCAAGCGCAAGCUUUCCUUGUUGGAUGGUUCUAUGGAGUAUCACUAACAAUUGCAGCCGUUAUUUCUAUCGAUCGCUGCAUAAUUGUUGUUCAACCAUUGCGUUAUCCCAAUUUAAUGACACCGAAUAAAGUUAAAGUAUUGAUUAUUUUUCCUUGGGUAUUUUCUCUAAUAAUUUAUAUCGUGCCAUUGUUAGGUUUAGAGAAUGUUGGUUUGGGGAGAUAUGGGUAUAAAGAUUAUUGUAGGCUAGACAGUUCUAUAAUUUCUAUUGCAAUUGAGCGAGAGGAAGAAAACUGUAGCAAAGGAUUUGCUAUUGGAAGUCCUGAGGAAGCUCUUGUUUUUGGGGCAUCCGAUGUUAUUGCAUCAAUUUACUUAAUCCAUUUAAUCUUAGUCAUUUCUAUUGUCGUCGGUUGUUACAGUAUUAUUUUUUAUAUUGCCUGCCAAAAAAAUUUAGCUUGCGAUCGAAAUAGAGCUAGAAGUAUUAUUAAAUCAAUUCGAACUACCGCUACUAUAGUAGGCACAAAUUUAUUUUGUUGGAUACCAACCACUGUUCUUACUAUUUUAGAUCUAUCUGAUUUUGAAAUUUUCAAUUUGCUACCAUUUAAAGUUUCGGUUAUAUUCUACAUCUUAUUCUUGGCAACUGCUGCUACUAAUCCAAUUAUUUAUAUUUGGAGAAGCCAUGAAUUGCGUAAUAGAGUAAUUACUACCGUUUGUUACAAGAGAAAUAGAAUUAUGCAUUUGCAAAGAAAUCUUUGA